Molecule: messenger RNA, 2927 nt
Organism: Myripristis murdjan (pinecone soldierfish)
Lineage: Eukaryota; Metazoa; Chordata; Actinopteri; Holocentriformes; Holocentridae
Gene: slc15a2
Product: solute carrier family 15 member 2
Exons: 22
Coding region: 66-2186 (706 amino acids)
Biological process (GO): oligopeptide transport; transmembrane transport
Cellular component (GO): membrane
Molecular function (GO): oligopeptide transmembrane transporter activity
Source: RefSeq, a predicted model, not a curated record
UGGCUGCCACUCAGGACGUCGAUGAGCCAGUAGACACCCAAAAACUCACCGGGAAUCCAGAGAACAUGGGGAAGAAAAUAUGUGGGACCAAUUAUCCGGUCAGCAUCGCCUUCAUAGUGGUGAAUGAGUUCUGUGAGCGCUUCUCCUACUAUGGCAUGAAAGCGGUGCUGACGCUCUACUUCAUGUACUACCUGCACUGGGACAGGGACCUCUCCACGGCUGUGUACCACGCCUUCUCCAGCCUCUGCUACUUCACGCCGGUGCUGGGGGCGCUGAUCGCCGACUCCUGGCUGGGAAAGUUCAAGACCAUCAUCUCCCUGUCCAUUGUCUAUGUCAUCGGCCAUGUGGUCAAAUCUGUCGGGGCGAUUCCUCAUGUGGGAGACAGCACCACGCACAUUGCACUGUCCAUGGUAGGCCUGAUCCUCAUAGCCUUUGGCACCGGAGGCAUCAAACCCUGUGUGGCAGCUUUUGGAGGAGACCAGUUUGAUGAGGAGCACGUGAAUGAAAGGAGGAAAUUCUUCUCUAUUUUCUACAUGUCGAUCAAUGCCGGGAGUGUCUUAUCAACUAUCAUUACACCUAUGCUGAGAGCUGAUGUGCAGUGUUUCGGUGACGACUGCUAUGCUCUGGCUUUCGGGGUCCCUGCGGUUCUGAUGAUCAUAGCGUUAGUCGUGUUCAUCGCUGGCAGCGGGCUGUACAAGAAGAAUCCUCCUCAGGGAAAUAUCCUCUUGGAAGUCUGCAACUGCAUUGGGUUUGCCAUCAAAAAUCGCUGGAACAGGUCGAAGUAUGACCCUGACAGGAAACACUGGUUGGACUGGGCUGAGGAGAGAUACUCGAGGCGUCUGAUCCAGGAGAUAAAGAUGGUUCUGCGGGUUCUGGUGCUCUACAUCCCUCUGCCCAUGUUCUGGGCUUUAUUUGACCAGCAGGGUUCCCGCUGGACCCUGCAAGCCACCAGGAUGAACAUGGCUUUUGGAGAUUACUUCGUCGUGAAGCCUGACCAAAUGCAGAUGUUGAAUGCUCUGCUGAUCCUUGUCUUUGUGCCCAUCUUCGACUUCAUCAUAUAUCCGCUCGUGGCACUUUGCAGAAUCAGGAUCACCCCUCUCAGGAAGAUGACAGCCGGGAUGAUCUUUGCAGCGCUGGCGUUUGGAGCAGCCACUUUGGUGGAGGUGAACGCCGAGAAAUCGGUGGUGCACCCUGCCCCCCGGGGGAAAUGUCUCCUGCAGGUCUUCAACGUGGCAGGGAGGAACGUCACUGUGCACAUCCCUGGCUCUGAUCUGUUCCCACAACCAAUCCAGCACCUCCAGGAUCCUCCUGAAUAUAAGACGCUCCCACUCGGGGAGAACAGCAAGCGGCUGAGCAUCAACGUGAGCUACAGUGAAGAUGACGUAACCUACCAGUGUAGCCAGAACUUCACAGAAAAGAAAGCCUACAGUCUCGUCUUGUAUCCUGCAACCACUGGCAUCCAGUGCAAACUUGUCAAUGACUACAUUGAAAAAAAUGAGACCGGGAAGGCUCUUUUGAGGUUCAUCAACACACAGCCGGAGGCGGUGAACCUAACGGUUGGAGAAGCAGACUUCCAUGUGCCAGGUCACUAUGGCGUGUCGAGAAAUGAAACUGUGGAGCGAGGACUAUACACAGAAGUGAGCUGCAUCCCACAGUCAGAGAAGUGCUCCUCUCUUGAUCUGGGGCUGCUGGACUUUGGAGCCGCCUACACCGUCAUACUAACAGAGGAAGAGGGUAAGACUGUUCAUUACAAGAUGGAGGAUGUGAAGGCCAACAACGUGAGCAUUGCGUGGCAGAUCCCACAGUACGUCCUCAUCACCACUGGGGAGGUCAUGUUCUCCAUCACAGGCCUGGAGUUCUCCUACUCACAGGCUCCAGCAAACAUGAAGUCCGUCCUGCAGGCUGGUUGGCUGCUCACUGUUGCAUUUGGCAAUGUCAUUGUGCUGAUUGUUGCCGAAGGCGCGGGGCUGGAACAGUGGGUGGAGUUCCUGCUGUUCGCUUGCCUGCUGGUCGGCGUCUCCAUCAUCUUCUCCAUCAUGGCGCUCUUCUACACCUACGUGGACCCUGACCAGCUGGACAAAAUCUACCUGGAGGAUUCAGUGAAGGAGGAAGAGGACAGCAACCUGCAGAAGAAAACGCCUGACGACAUCUACUUGAACAAAAUAGAUACGAGCACCAAGUUAUAACUGAGCCACACUUCCUUCACCAUCUUCCCUGGUAAACUUGAUCUGAUCCGCUUUGGCUCGGCUGCAGCCUAAAGCCACGUGAGCAGAGCAGCCGGCCAGGCAGCCAUCAUGAGAAAGUACUUGGUUUUGAUGAACUGAAAAUAGUUUUUUAUGUUCUUUUUUUUGUGAAUACUGAGUGUAAAGAUGAGAUAGCUGGAAAUUUCUUGUAGCAGUGUGGUCACAGGUACGUCUGGGAGUCCUUUAAGACUCAAGUCAGUUCGAAACCAGAGUGUACAGGAAAGUGUUUGUGGAAUGAGACUGUAAUGCAUAUCACAAUGUUCAAAACAGGCAUUUCCCAUACCAAGAACAAUCAUGUUGUCACAAAUGAUUGCACGUUGUAUAUAUUUGCUACAGCUUUGCCUCAACUCCAUGGAAAAAUUUCCUAUUUUCUACAUUGCUGAAAAAUGAAUUAAUCAUAAGCUGUAUAAUGUCUUCCAUAAAACACAGUAAAACCGGAGCCAUUGUAAAAAAAAAAAAAAAAAAAAAAAAAAAGGUUCAGUUUACAGUGUGCCUGUGACAUGACACCGAAGUCAUUAAAUAUUUGAUGUGAACCUCAUCAGAUUUUUAUUUUUAUUUUUUUGUUUCCAGAGAACUGUAUGAAUUAUGCUGUGCCUAAUGAAGCGGUGUAAAUGUUUAUGAUGCUUGGACAUGUUUUUGUGCUGCUGAAAAAAGUUUUUAAGAAAAUAAAAUUGUGUAUUCCUG